Molecule: messenger RNA, 2280 nt
Organism: Stereum hirsutum FP-91666 SS1
Lineage: Eukaryota; Fungi; Basidiomycota; Agaricomycetes; Russulales; Stereaceae
Product: FAD dependent oxidoreductase
Exons: 5
Coding region: 251-2059 (602 amino acids)
Cellular component (GO): cytoplasm
Molecular function (GO): oxidoreductase activity
Source: RefSeq, a predicted model, not a curated record
GCUAUCGUGGCCGCUUCUGCGAGGCACCCUACCUGAGCCCCCCGUAUGCGCAUAUCGCUCUAAAAUGCGCCCCGACAAUUCAAAGGCGGGAUAUCUUAUCACGAGCCUGACCCACAUCGGACCUUGUGUGAGAUAUCAAUAUGCGUCUGUUCGUUCUAACGCCCGGCAUCGUCGAGUACAAGAGCAAUUGCUCUGUUUGCUAGCCUAAGCAUUUCUCUCCCGUACUGCUCUACUACGCACCUCAGCCAACAUGGGUACUCUAUUCUCGCGCUUGAAGCUCGCCCUCAUCGAACUCUCCACUCUCGAACGCGAUUUCCGCACUAUUCAAGAGCGGCUCUUGCAGCCCAACUGGCUUCCGCCUUCGACAUCUCUUCCAUCGUACUGGAUGGACCCUCCGUCUUCCAUUGCGACUGUCCAGCCGGCGAGACUGCGAGAAACUGCAGACGUUGUGAUCAUUGGGUCUGGGAUCACAGGGACGGCUGUAGCGCGAACGUUACUGGACUACACAGAUGAUAGCGAGAAGGUAGGGGAGAACGAGAAGAAGAGCAAGGUGAACGUGGUAAUGUUAGAAGCAAGGGAGACUUGCUCUGGGGCUACGGGUCGUAACGGCGGUCAUGUGAAUCCUCCACUCUUCCACGACUAUCCUUCUCUCAAACAGACAUAUGGCCUCUCUGCCGCCCAGCAAAUCAUACGAUUCCGUCUCUCGCACCUGCCACACCUCCAUUCUGUCGCUGAUACCGAGAAUGCACUCGAGUACUCGCAGAUCCGGACCGUAGAAGGCAUCGAUGUAUAUUAUGAGAAGGAAGAGUUCGAGAAGGCGAAAGAGAUGUUUAUAGAGUGGAAGUCAGAUAUGCCUCAGGAAUCGAAGGAUUCGUUCGUGGUCGAAGGAGAGGAAGCGAGGAAGAAGUUCGGCGUGGCAGAAUCUGCGGUGGGCUGCAUAAUUAGCCCUGCCGGAGCAGGGCAUCCCUACCGGCUCGUCACCUCCGUUCUCUCCAACCUGCUUAAACGCUACCCUGACAACUUCCAGCUUUCGACUCGUACUCCUUGCACCUCCAUCACCGCACCCUCGUCUCCUUCAUCGCUCUAUACCGUCCAUACCCCUCGCGGUACGAUCACAACACCGCACAUUAUCCACUGCACGAAUGGCUACAUCCCACACCUCAUCGCACCUCUUCGCACGAAAAUCGUCCCCGUUCGGGGGCUCAUGACCGCCCAACGGCCCGGUCAAUCUCUGAACGUCAAACUGAACGCUCUAGCCUCAGCUGCAGCGUUAGUUUCAGACUUAGACUCGGAUCUGAUCCUCGCCUCUCGCGCCCACGUCUUCCACACCGGCGUAAUGGGCUACGACUACCUCACCCAACUCCCCGCACGCCCGUCCUCAUCUGACGGAAGAGAAGGAAGCGGCGGCGAGCUCAUGUUCGGCGGAGGAGCCAUCGACGCCUACCGUGUCCGCCUCGAUGAGGUGGGCAAUAUCGACGAUGGUGGGUAUGACAAAGGUGUGGCGGCGCAUGUUGGCGGCGCCUUGCCGGAGCAUUUCGGAAGGGGAAAUUGGGGAGCGGAGGCAGCCUCUCCGUUAGCGGAUGGUGGUGAAUCAGACGAUGGUGAAUCGGGGACGGGACGGAGUCCGUGGGGAGAGGGGAGGGUCAAGGCCCUGUGGACGGGUGUACUAGGGAUCAGUAUGGAUGGGCAGCCCUGGGUCGGACGAUUACCCCCCAAGGUGUCAGGGAGGCCCGAGCGCAACGCAUCUCUUACUUCGACAUUACCUGCGUCCGAUCGAACUUCAGAGGAUUCCUCGCGUUCACUAUCCGCAAAGGAGACAGCUAACUUUCGGACAUCUUCACGUCCACUCAGCGCUCCGCCUGGCGAAUGGAUUUCCGCUGGCUAUAGCGGCGAAGGUAUGGUGCAUGCCUGGCGUUGCGGCGAGGCCGUAGCGUACAUGGUACUCGGAGCAGACGCAGAAAAUACGAUGAAGGUGGAGGAAUGGUUACCGGAUUGCUUCAGGGUCACGGAGGCGAGGUGGAAGAAGGCAAGUUUGGAGAAGUUCGCGUCGGGGCUUUGAUGCGCAGUGCGCGUACUUACCGACCCGAGCUUGAAGAAAGUUGCGGCAGGGAUUGAGGGUGCGGAUGCUGAUUUGUCUUCUGAUGGUUGAUGGGUAUUUAGGAUUGAGAUAGCCAAAGAAGGGAUGGUAUUUUUAGGAGUGAUAUGAUACUGCAUGUUGCAGGCUGUUGUAUACACCGACUGUAUGUACUAGUGCAGCAUCCUCCGAGUCGCGCGAAAGAG